UAAAACUGACAGGAGGUAUAAAAAGCAUUGUGUCGGUGAUAGCGGAGGGACCGCUCGUCAGCUGGGACGCACUGGAGAUGAGUGGCUGGCGUUUGUUAGGUACAGACAGGUCAAAACAUUUGUAGACGGGCCCAACAGUUUUGCAGCCAUGACUUGCAUACACCCCCAGCAUGGAUCGCAGCUCUAUGAGAACAGCUUCAGCAGCUCAGAGCUUCAAAGCCCAGACCUUACCUCCCGACUGCCUGUGGAUAUGAGCAGCCCAGGGGACCAUCUCUCUGCUCCAUCCCUGCCAAGCAUCAGCUCCUUGGUGGGGGACUUGGACACAUAUUCAUGCCAGUUUACUGCUGCACCUGCCUACAUCACUCCAUCAUCAGGCCGGGAUGACCACCAGAUUUACAGCUGCUACCCUGGAACAUUCACAGUGAGUUACCCGGACGAGGCCUUGUCUCCAGGUGGGUCUGAUUACUUCAGCAGCCCUGCAUCCGCCUCAUCUCCUUCAACCCCUGCGUUCCAGAGUCAGCAUGCAUUCACCUGGGAUUCAGCCUUUGGUCCUUACUCACCAAGUCCAGGACACUGGACUACUGAGGAGACCUCAGCGCCACAUGCCCCCUCCUUCUUUACUUUUGGUUCUGCGUCUGUGGACGAUUUGUCUCAUUUGGGUCAACCACGCAUACGAGAGCAGGACCCUUUCACUUUGACCCAUCCUCACCCAUCUGCAUUGACCUUCCCCUCCUUGGUGAUGGAGCAAGCAUGUAGCCUCGAUGGCACCGAGCAGCUGGAUGGUAGCUUAUCGCCCAAGUUAAAAAGUGGAAAUGAGGGCUGCUGUGCUGUGUGUGGGGACAACGCCUCCUGUCAGCACUAUGGGGUUCGCACCUGUGAGGGAUGCAAAGGGUUUUUCAAGCGUACAGUACAAAAAAAUUCCAAGUAUGUUUGCCUUGCAAACAAGGACUGUCUUGUAGACAAGAGGAGGAGGAACCGAUGCCAGUUCUGCCGUUUCCAGAAGUGUCUAGCUGUUGGCAUGGUCAGGGAAGUUGUGAGAACAGAUAGCUUGAAAGGACGACGAGGUCGCCUGCCGUCCAAACCUAGAAUCAUCCAGGACGUGACAUCCACUGUGUCUCCAGUGAGCAUGAUUGCUUCACUUGUGAGGGCUCACAUCAGCUCCAACCCUGGUCCUGGGAAACUGGAUUAUUCCAAGUAUGACGAGACAGAGGACAGUCCGAACCAGAAGGAGGAUGCUAGUGAUAUCAAGCAGUUUUACGAGCUACUCACAGCCUCUAUGGAGGUGAUCAGGAAGUGGGUCAAGAGCAUCCCAGGUUUUUCUGAGUUCUGCUCAGAAGACCAGGAACUACUGUUAGAGUCUGCGUUUGUUGAACUCUUUAUCCUGCGUCUUGCAUAUCGGUCCAAUCCUGACACGGACAAGCUCAUCUUCUGCAACGGGACUGUGCUUCACAAGACGCAGUGUGUCCGAGGCUUUGGGGACUGGAUUACCUCCAUCUUGGAGUUUUCUCAAAGCCUCCACCGCAUGAAGCUCGACGUUUCCUCCUUCUCCUGUCUCACAGCCUUGGUCAUAAUCACCGAUCGACAUGGUCUUAAGGAGCCAAAACGUGUGGAGGACUUACAGAAUCAGCUCAUCACCUGUCUUAAAGAUCACGUCUCCGGAUGCGGCUCCGAAACCUUGAGGCCCAAUUAUUUGUCUCGACUUCUUGGAAAACUGCCUGAGCUCAGGACUCUGUGCACUCAAGGCCUCCAGCGUAUCUUUUACCUUAAAUUAGAAGAUCUUGUUCCUCCACCACCAAUAGUUGAGAAAAUCUUCAUGGAUACGCUUCCGUUUUGAGUGUGAGAUGGGAGAUUGACUAUAUGCAGCAUCAAAGCUGGAGUUCAUUUGAGAGCCAAGAACAACAGACUGAGGGCUCGUGCUUCAGCUCAGAUGAAUAACAACCCUAAUGGAUUAUGCAGCUACAAUCAAAAAGGGCUACUCUUGAACUAUAGAGUGAAUGACUUGUUAAGAACUGUGCUCUCGCCAGAUGGAAUUAGACAGGCCAACUCAUGGACCAAAGGGCAACUGUUUACAGGUGCCAUGAAUUGGACCGUUUCUGGUGGAGGGACUAUGAUUGCACCUUCCAUAUAGUAACAAACUGAAAGAAAUUAUAUUUGCAUUAUCAUCUGAAGAAUGUAAUGAGCAAAACAAGUUUCUCUUUUGUGACAGUGAUUAUUUUAUGAUUUGGAUCACUGUAACUUGCAUAUAAAAUAUUCAGCAAAGUCUUAUUGUGAAUUCUUUAGGCUAAGGAUUAAAAAGUGGUUGGCAUAAUGUUUCUCUUAAAUAGCUUACAUGUUCACAUUAUUUCACAUAACCACUUUGUCAUUCAAGUAGACUUUCUAGCCCCAAAAGUGAAGUUGAUGAUCUCAAACACGAGUGACUCAGAGCUCCAGGCUGCUUUGCCAACAUCUGUAUUUGGUUAUAAGAAAGUAGGUUAAACCUACAGAAUUAUUUGGUAAUAUCAUUCAUGUAUCAUGAAUAGACACUGAGCAGCUAAUAUCCAGUACAGUCUUAUAAACUGGUCCUGCUUGUAAAGCUAAUUGGUGUUAUUGCCACAUUUUUACACAGUCUGGAAAAAUGUAAUGUGCUUUGGGGUAAUCAUUUUUACUUAAUAAAAACUUCUGUUUUACAGCAGCAAAACAUGAAAAACACUGUAGAACUUCAUAUUUUCACCUGCUUUUGUCAUCUCUGCUCAAAACACUUAAAGCAGUGCGGUGAAUGAUGUAGUAUUUGUAGUUGAAGUUAGA
This is a messenger RNA of Monopterus albus (swamp eel), 2784 nucleotides long. RefSeq names its product nuclear receptor subfamily 4, group A, member 1 (gene nr4a1). Gene Ontology annotation, cellular component: transcription regulator complex; nucleus. NCBI's taxonomy places the organism in Eukaryota, Metazoa, Chordata, Actinopteri, Synbranchiformes, Synbranchidae. Gene Ontology annotation, molecular function: RNA polymerase II cis-regulatory region sequence-specific DNA binding; nuclear receptor activity; nuclear glucocorticoid receptor binding. Bases 149 to 1834 code for a protein of 561 amino acids. The transcript has 7 exons. The record is from RefSeq and is a predicted model, not a curated record. Gene Ontology annotation, biological process: cellular response to corticotropin-releasing hormone stimulus; regulation of transcription by RNA polymerase II.